Suillus clintonianus is the source of this 2109-nucleotide messenger RNA. RefSeq names its product mitochondrial inner membrane protein Mitofilin. Gene Ontology annotation, cellular component: MICOS complex. The transcript is spliced from 4 exons. Bases 63 to 2048 code for a protein of 661 amino acids. NCBI's taxonomy places the organism in Eukaryota, Fungi, Basidiomycota, Agaricomycetes, Boletales, Suillaceae. The record is from RefSeq and is a predicted model, not a curated record. Gene Ontology annotation, biological process: cristae formation.
CUGUCUUGCCAUUCGCCAGCCUGCUCUUUGGUUUGAGCUCAUCGAGCACCACAACGGCGGCCAUGUAUCGUGCCAUAGCCGUCUCUAGACAUGUACCAGCGACGGUUGGACGGGGCCUUGUACGGACUUCUCGCAGGCAACUAGCCUCCACUACCUCCACUGCCAAUUCCUCAUCUGGUUCCGAGCCCGCAAAAAUCAUUCGCAGGAUUUUGUUUUAUUCCGUAGCAGCGACCGGCACGUUCUACAUCGGUAGCGCAUUCGUUUCCUUCGAAAACCAGCAGUACCGUGAACUGUUCACGGAAAAUGUUCCUUUGGGGAAGGAACUCGUCGAGUAUGGCGAGGCGCACAAGUGGGAUGAGAUCACCAUUGAACAGGUUGUGGUAGCUACCGUGGACGCCUACAAGACUGUCUACAACUUUGUACAACGGCAGCUGGGUAACGCGCCAACCGAAGAAACAAUUGAAAAGACGGCCAAGUCGGCACUCAAGGAAUCUAAAGAGCGCGUAAAGGCUGCCGCGGCAACCCUCAAGACUGCCGUGAAGAAAGUAGAGGAAGAGAAGGUCCCGGAAGCAACUGCAAAAGCGGUAUCCAUUGCGCGACACCAUGGCGCACAGUUCGCUGAUGAAUUGGACGACCUGAUUCGCAAAGCAGAAGCAGCCCUUUCUGGGAAGCCCAUUGGCUCUCUUCAUGAGGUGACAACCACACCGGCUCAACCCGGGUCCUCUCCUCCAGAUACUAUCCCGCCACGCGACGACACCGACCUUAUAAUCGUGUCAGACAAGAAUUCUGAUAAUGUCAUUGUUUAUUCUGCACUGCUCCCUAUUGGCUUCGAGCCACCACCCGGUUAUGAGCGGCCCGCACCCCCAAAGCCUACCCCGAAGGCCGCUGCGGAGCCUACUCCCGUGCCCCUGCCUCUUGUUGCGCCUGCCGUGUCUGAGGUUGCCGUAUCUGAGCCUGUAAUCACCCAGCUUGCAUCCACAAUUGACAAUCUCGCCUCUUUCCUUGCUUCCAACCCUGCUGCCUCCGAAAAAGCCAAGGAUGUCCUUGAGGUCGCCAAAGGUGACCUCACUGGCCUUGCGGCACGUAUCGAGAAGAUAAAGGAGGAUGAGAAGUUGCAGCUAGAGAUGAAACUCGACGAACAAGCACGGGAGUAUACCACAAAGCUUCUCGAGCUUGAGCUCGAGGCACAGGAUAAACUGGAUUCGCAACAAGAGGGCUUCAGGACAUUCUACGAUGAGGAGCGUGCCAGGUUCUCGCAGGUUUACCGCGAGAAGCUGGAUCAGGAAUUACGCACCCAAACAGAACUUAUCAAUGAGCGAUUGAAGGAGGAAGUUAUUGCACAGGGUAUAGAGAUGCAGAGGCGAUGGAUCCGUGAGGUCAAGGUCCGCGUUGAGCAAGAACGCGGGGGUCGUCUCGCCAAGCUUGACGAGCUCGCGACAAAUCUCAAGCGCCUUGAACGUCUCGCGCUCGACAAUUCUUCCUACCUUGAUGAGAAUAUUCGUGUGCACAGUAUGUGGACUGCCCUCCGUGCCAUGCAAAGCGCCGUCGACGCGUCUACACGCAAGCCAUUCCGUGAAGAGCUCCGUGUGCUCCGACACAUCGCAGUUGCCAAGGAAGACGCAAUCAUCGCUGCAGCAUUGGACUCCCUGGAACAGAGCGACAUGCCUGACAUCGGUGUUGAGCCGUUUGCAGACCUCGCAUCCUGGUUUACUACCUCUGUGCGGCCGCGCGUCUCGAGCGUUGCUUUGGUCCCAGAUCAGAAUGCGGGUGUACUCACGCAUAUGGCAUCGCACUUCCUUUCUUCGUUUAGGUUCCAGCGGCAUGGGCUCGUGCCUGGGUCGGAUGUGCUGAGUGUAUUGUCGAGAGCGGAGUAUUACAUGAACGAGAAGGAUCUCGACAAUGCUGCAAGAGAGCUGAAUCAACUGAAAGGAACUGCAAGGGAGCUCCUCCACGAUUGGCUGGAAGCUUCACGGAGAAGGCUGGAGGUUCUGCAGGCUCUUGAGGUAAUACAAUCACAAGCAACACUCGCAUCACUGCUUGUCGUAUAGAUUUGGAUGCUAGCAAUAUAUAGACCACUGCAUGAUAUAUCCCACCCACGUGGUGCCAUCC